UGUGUUGCGCGGCGCGAUGCCGAGCUCUCACACAGCCUGCCUCUGUUAAAGCCAUUGCUGCUGUGUACGCGGCCGCGGGACUCGGCGCACAACUGAACAGCGUAUCGAAAGGUCCAUCAUAAUUUACGCCAGCUGCCGCGGAUAACUCCGACAUUCCUAGCCUCCCCCAGCCUCCCAGCCCCUGCAAGCUGGAUCCUAGGACCGUCCUCUGGUGCGACGACGCGACCAGAGCCAUGGACCCGAGCCAGCGGCCCACGAGCAACGCCCCGCCGAACCCCUACGGCCAGCCGCAGGCGCCCGCGUACGGCUACCCGUACGGGCAAGCCCCGCCGGCACAGGCCUACCAGGCGCCGCAGCAGGCAUACUACCAGACGCCAUCCACUCAAGCGGACGUCUUCGCGGCCCUCGCGCAGGCGCCGCCCGUCUACGCGCCGCCGCCGCCGCCCGUCUACGUCGCGCCGCCGGCGCCGCCCACAACCCUCGCAUCCGCGAAAUUUGGGGACGAGACGUGGCGCAUCUCGGGGUCGGACUACCUGGGUUUGGAUUUGUUCCGGUCGCUGACGGACGACAAGGGGUUGGUCAUCUCGCACGUGCCGGCGAAGUGCGUCGCUUGGCUGCCGGCAUCAGAGUCGGACUUCUUCGACGACGCCGGGAGACCUGCCGCUUUGUACAAGAUCCGCUACACGGGCGGCGAGUUGAUUGGCGACCACGAGGACCUCGAGGCGCACGAGAUCGAGCAGUCGAAGCCGAUGAGCGCAAAAGAGCUCAAAGCAGCUGAGGACGAUGACUCGGUCAAGUCCAAGGCCUCGAAGUUCGACCCUAAUGAGGAGGUCCAACGCCGUGUCUAACACUCUCGCGUCGCGUCGAUGGCGUACGAUCUGUCCCCCACGCCUACCCCUCCGGCACAUCGCCGCGACGCAGGUCGAUUCGCCCGACGAGGACUCGGACGACGACUGGGGAGGUCGGCCGGCGGCCGGGCCGCCUUCCGCAUCGAAGAAGCGCACCAGGAACAACGACAUUCCGAGUGAUGAUGGUGAGGAUGACGACGGCGCCGUCGCGCCGCCGUCCGAGAAGAAGCAGCUGCGCAGCGACCCGGCCCCGGUCGCGGUCGCGGCCGCGGCCGUGCCGCCGGCGGACGCGCUGUCGAACGACAUCGUCGCCGCGCUCGCGGCCGACGAGCCGACGCCGGCGGCGCCCGCGGCGCCCGCGGUUCCGGCGGUGGCCGUGGCUCCGCCGGCCCCCGUGCCUUCCCCGUUCGCCUUGCCUCCGGCGGCGCCCGCGGCUCCCGUGGCCCCAGCGGCGGAGCCGGCGGCCGCCGCGCCCCCGGCUGGCGAGACGGCGCCGGGGGCGGUGUAGGAGGUCGCUCCUACCCCGUCGUCGCGAUUGAGGCUGAAGUAAGAACGCCCG
Pelagomonas calceolata is the source of this 1407-nucleotide messenger RNA. Lineage: Eukaryota; Pelagophyceae; Pelagomonadales; Pelagomonadaceae. The record is from the annotation of a GenBank genome assembly.